GUGAAAGACAGGCGAAUAACGUGACGCAAAGCCACGUGUAUAGUUAUUUCCUGCUCCGUAUCCCUAUACGUAGGUUACAUCUACUCGUGGCAAUUAGUUCAUGUUCUAACUUGGAGUUCUUUGAUUCGGCAUGCUCGGCAGAUUAAUUUCUAAUUUUUAUCAAUUCAUCCCACGUGUAACGUUGGGAAACAUUCCUUCAUCGAUUGUCGAUUCACCGGCAAUAGCGAAUCAAUGGAGUUUCACAUUAAACAGAACGAAAAUAAGAUAUCAUUUUCCUCGUCCUAAUGAACUUCGUCGCAUUAAACGCCAUGGUUGGGAGGCAAGAAUGGCAACACUCAGUGGUAGAAAGAUUCUAAUGAGAAGAAUUUUGAAAGGCAGACAUGUACUCAGUCAUUAA
Molecule: messenger RNA, 397 nt
Organism: Colletes gigas
Lineage: Eukaryota; Metazoa; Arthropoda; Insecta; Hymenoptera; Colletidae
Gene: mRpL34
Product: 39S ribosomal protein L34, mitochondrial
Exons: 2
Coding region: 131-397 (88 amino acids)
Biological process (GO): translation
Cellular component (GO): mitochondrial large ribosomal subunit; ribosome
Molecular function (GO): structural constituent of ribosome
Source: RefSeq, a predicted model, not a curated record